Suillus subaureus is the source of this 198-nucleotide messenger RNA. RefSeq lists its product as uncharacterized. The annotation marks the transcript as partial. The record is from RefSeq and is a predicted model, not a curated record. The transcript has a single exon. NCBI's taxonomy places the organism in Eukaryota, Fungi, Basidiomycota, Agaricomycetes, Boletales, Suillaceae.
UUAGCUUACAUUGAGUGGUUCACACCACUCAGGGAGCCAGACUGCUCAUCUGGCCUGCACCAGGUGUCGUGUUCAACUCAUCAGCUGCACUGGAAUGCAGCUGUGAUACACAUCGACGAAAUCACUUGUCCUUGCCAUCUUAUUUUGAAGAUCAGACAAGCCGUUGACCAUGGAUGGACUAGCACAAAUGUCUAUGAG